CGCCGAACCACACACGGACACAGAGCUAUCCCUUCCCCUAAAAUUAUCAUAAUCAAACAAAAAUAUCCCUGUUACCUCUCUACCCAAUCCUAAUGAAGGAGCUUCGCCCUGACUGACCAAGGGAGAUGGGAAUACUAAAUAUAACCGACCAGACACCUCUGGUCCAGGCUAUAUUUAGCCGAAAUGUAGAAGAAGUGAAGUUUUUGUUGCACAAGAAAGAAGAAGUCAAUGCACUGGACCAAGAGCGCCGCACCCCCCUGCAUGCUGCUGCCUGUAUGGGAGAUGUUCACAUCCUGGACCUCCUCAUCAAGUCAGGUGCUAGUGUCAACGCAAAGGACCAAGGCUGGCUGACCCCUCUGCACCGGGCAUCUGCCGCCAGAAAUGAAAGGGCCGUGGGGGUGCUGCUGCGGCAGGGAGCAGAAGUGAAUGCACGGGACAAGCUGUGGCAGACACCACUGCAUGUGGCGGCUGCCAACAAGGCCACGCGCUGCGCCGAGAUGCUGCUGCCGCAGCUCAGCAGCUUGAACGUGGCCGACCGCUCCGGACGCACCGCCCUGCACCACGCCGUACACAGUGGACACUCUGAGAUGGUGAAUUUGCUCCUGAACCACGGGGCCAAUCUGAGUGCCAGUGACAAGAAGGAGCGUCAGGCCGUCCACUGGGCCGCCUACCUGGGGCAUCUGGAGGUUGUCAAGCUGCUGGUGUCUCGUAGCGCCGAUGUUGCUUGCCGGGACAAGCGGGGCUACACCCCUCUGCAUGCGGCGUCGGCCAGCGGACACAUCGACGUGGUCAAGUACCUGCUGCGGCUCGGGGCAGAGGUAGGACACAAGCGGUCCUCCUUAUCACGGUCUUCAUCCUCACCCUCCUGUUCCCACAUAGUGUCAAAGAUCAAAUCAUUUCUGCUGGACGUCUCUGUUGCGAUUGACGAGCCAAACACCUUUGGCAACACAGCACUGCACAUGGCAUGCUACACGGGUCAGGAGGCGGUGGCCAACGAGCUGGUGAACCGCGGCGCCAACGUCAACCAGCCCAACCACCGUGGCUGCACGCCCCUGCACCUUGCUGCCGUCUCGACCAAUGGGGCAUUGUGCCUCGAGCUGCUCGUCAACAACGGAGCCGACGUCAACAUGCAGAGCAAAGAAGGGAAGAGCCCCUUGCACAUGGCUGCCAUCCAUGGGCGAUUCACACGCUCCCAGAUCCUUAUUCAAAAUGGUGGGGAGAUAGACUGUGUGGACAAAUAUGGCAAUACUCCUCUUCAUGUAGCUGCUAAGCAUGGCCACGAGCUCCUCAUCAGCACUCUCAUGACCAACGGGGCUGACACGGCCAGGCAAGGGAUCCAUGGUAUGUUUCCUCUACACCUGGCUGUGCUCUACGGGUUCUCAGACUGUUGUCGAAAGUUACUUUCCUCAGGUCAACUGUACAGCAUUGUGUCGUCGCUGAGUAACGAGCAUGUGCUGUCAGCGGGGUUCGAUAUAAACACCCCAGACAGCCUGGGGAGGACCUGCCUACACGCUGCUGCGUCUGGGGGGAAUGUUGAAUGUCUUAAUUUGCUGUUGAGCAGUGGUGCUGACUUGAGUAAAAAGGACAAAUUGGGAAGGACUCCUUUGCACUAUGCGGCUGCUAAUGGCAACUACCAGUGUGUGGUGGCGCUAGUGAGUGCAGGGGCAGAGGUCAAUGAGCUGGACCUGAAAGGCUGUGGCCCUUUGCACUUUGCUGCUGCAUCCCAGACCUUCCGCAGAGUGGACCGUCAUUACUCUGCUGAGAACCAGACUGAAGAGAGGGAUAAAGAAGGCCUGCUGUGUCUUGAGUACCUGCUAGACAAUGGGGCUGACCCAUCCCUGCGCAACAGCAGAGGCUACAGCCCAGUCCACUAUGCAGCUGCCUAUGGAAACAAGCAGAAUCUGGAGUUGCUGUUAGAGAUGUCUUUCAACUGUUUGGGAGAUGUGGAGAGUAGUGUCCCUGUCAGCCCUUUGCACUUAUCUGCGUAUUAUGGUCACUGUGAAGCCCUGUGGGUUCUGGCUGAGACGCUGGUGAGUCUGGACGUGCGGGACACCAUGGGGCGCUCGGCGCUCUACCUGGCGGCCCUCAGGGGCCACGCAGCCUGCCUGGAGGUGCUGCUGGCCCACGGGGCCUCCAGCCUGCUCAAGGACCGCGGACGCAAGUGGACCCCACUGCACGUGGCAGCGGUCAACGGUCACUCUGACUGCCUACUGAUGCUGGUCAACCGCGCCAACUCCGCUGACAUCAUCGACGUCACAGAUGCGAAGGGGCAGACACCUCUGAUGUUGGCGGCGCUGGGCUGUCACACUGAUUCCGUGCACCUGCUGCUGGAGAGAGGAGCCAAUCCUGACAUCGGCGACAAGUGGAGUCGCACCGCAUUGCACCGAGCCGCGGCGGUGGGCGCUGAGGAGUGUGUGUGUGCACUGCUGGAGCACGGCGCGCUGGCGCUGUGCCGUGACGUGCGGGGCCGCACCCCGCUGCACCUGGCGGCCGCCCGUGGCCACCGCGAGCUGCUGGGCCUCAUGAUGGCCGCCGCGGUGCACGGCGACCCGCUCGACUCCAUGCUGGACUACAGCGGCUACACGCCCUCCCACUGGGCAGCCUACCACGGGCAUGAGGACUGUUUGGAAGUUUUACUUGAACACAAACCGUUUAGUAUCCAGGAGGGAAACCCCUUCAGCCCUUUGCACUGUGCUCUAAUCAAUGGCCAUGAUGGUGCUGCUGAACUGCUGGUGGAGACCUUGGGAACACAGCUGGUUAACAUUAGAGACGCUAAAGGAAGAACUCCGUUGCAUGCCGCGGCUCAUGCCGAGAGUGUUGCCGGGCUACAGCUGGUCCUGGUGCAGGGGCCAGAGGUCAACGCCGUUGAUCACGCCGGACACUCGCCCCUCAUGGUUGCCGCCGAUAAUGGACACACUUCCCACGUUGAGAUCCUGCUGCACCAGGCCAAAGCAGACCUCACGCUGCUGGACGUCAACAACAACACUGCGCUUCACCUGGCCUGCAGCAAGGGCCAUGAGAUGUGUGCCCUCCUGAUCCUGGCUGAGAUAGACGACCCCUCCCUCAUCAACGCCACCAACAGCGCACUACAAAUGCCCCUCCAUAUAGCUGCUCGCAAUGGCCUGGCCACAGUGGUGGAGGUGCUUCUGAGUCGUGGAGCCACAGUGUUGGCAGUGGAUGAAGAGGGCCACACCCCAGCCCUGGCGUGUGCGCCCAACAAGGACGUGGCUGACUGCCUGGCUCUGAUACUGUCCACCAUGAAGCCUUUUCCCCCCAAAGAGUCCAGCAAUGCCCACUUCGGCCUCAACCUGCUCAAGCACUGCGGCAUCGCCGCCGCCCACCGACCACUUGCCAACGGCAGUCUGCGCCAUGGUUAUGCCAAGGACAGCUGCCUCACCGAGUGAGACACACGCACACAGACACAGACACAAACACAAGCAAACACACACUCAAACACAAGCAAACACACACACACACACACACACACACACACACACAUACAUACAUGCGUGUGUGCACACCGACCAACCCCCUUGCUCUAACACACACACACAGGAAGUCUCAGUCAUGCCUCCCUGUUUAGCUCUGAACCCCCUCCCUCCUUAGCCCAGUACUCUCACCUUGACAACCAUGCCCCAUACCCACCCCACCCCACCUCACCCCCAGCCCCUUCACCUCACACUGUAGACACGCAGGAAUAUACUAAUUAGUGUGUGUGUGUGUGUGUGUAUGCUUACAAUUGUGUGUGCGUGUGAGAGUGCGCAGAAUUUAGCCUGAUGGAUGCAGUCAAACCUAUAUGCAAAUCUGUCACUCGAAAUCUAUAUUCCUGUCCCACUCCCUUCUCUCUGUCUCCAGGUCUCCAUUGUCUCUCUCUCUCUCAUUUCCCACAAUGCCUAAAAACAAACAAGCAAACGGUGUAUGAAAAAAAAAAAACAUUGAACAAUUUCAUUGGCCCAAUGAAAUUGGUAUCCGAAGUUAAGAGCUAUGAAACGGUUGCCUCAAAAUUUGGCGUCAAGUGGCAGGCACAGUUAUCCAGUCUGGGCCACAUGGGAGACUUGCAGAGGAGAGGAACCAACAGGUUUGACUGCAUAGCCACAGGAUGGAGUGGGGUGGGGGUACCGUUUCCCGUGCAGACAAACCUCACAUGAUGCAUUCACAUGAAGGGGCCCAUUUAUGAUAACACUCUACCCAACCACUCCAGUUAUUUACAUGCUUGAACAGUCACAGUAAUAGCCACAUUGAUCGCUUUGCUUCUCCCCUGAUAAAUUAUGUCAGAGCAAUUUGCUGUUGUUUUUGACAAAGUUUACCCGUCAAGUGGAUGUUGCAAAAGAAAAGAAAAUAUUUUUUCACCCAAACAAAAGAAAGUUACAGAGUAAAGUUGACCAAGAGAAGCAUUUAGGGUUUGUCUGCACCGGUCCCCUGCCCCACAGUAAGCUCAGACAUGAAGGAAUUGUCAGCCUUUCCACUAACAGAAGUGGAAGAUGAAGGAAAAAAAUAUGUGCGAUUGAGUGCAAGAAAUAUAUGGCCAUCUUUUGGGCUUCUCUUUCUGGAAAUAUCCAGAUGUCUUACAGUGCUGUGCCUAAAUCUCUCAAACAGCUAAUGAUGCUGAUCAUGCUAAUCACAGCGUGGGAAAGAUCCCCCCUGACCCACCUUAAGUACCCCUUUCAGUGAUGUACUCACCACCUGACCCACCUUAAGUACCCCCUUCAGUGAUAUAUACCCACCACCUUGAUCCCGCACUCCUCCCCAAACUAUGUGGAAUGAUUUUUUCGAGACUUCAAAAAGAGAACAAUUCUAGGAGUUUCACACAAAAAUAGGAACAUUUUUCAAUGCAAUUUUCUUACAAAAGAAAAAAAAAACAACAAGCACCCAUACCAAAGCGAGGACUUUUCAAAUGUUGCUCCUCUCUCCACCUCCCAUUGCUUUCCAGUACAGACAACUGUCUGGAUGAUCCAUUAUGUGAGUAAGUUGAUGUUUGCACAAUAGGGUGUCAAGGACUUAAAAAAAAAAUGUUUUCAAUAUAGCUGCUAAAAUAUAAUUGCCUUUGUUUUUAGUAGAUUGUAUUAAUGGUAUUUAAAAGCGGGUCUUUUUUUGUUUUGUUUUGUUUCCCUUCAUUCUUAUUUAAGAGCAAUACUCAGAGAGCCUUCAAAAUGUCUUACCUCACAUUUCGCUUGAUCCUGCAAGGCUUUGGAUGUUAAUACUCCUCUGAUUUACUUUCCUUAGAAUGCUGCCAAGAAAGCAGUUGGUUUUAAGAAAUUAGCACGGUUAUCCAGUUCAAGGCUAAAAUAUAUUUACACUUUUACUGAAAUAUGCACUGUUGUAAGAAAGCUACCACCAAAGGUGUUACAUGUUUCAUGCGAAGAUAUUUACUCCCUCAGAGCCACACAGAAUGCUAAGAACCCCCGUUACCGUUGCCUGGUAUUACAUGUUGCCCAUCACCUGCUAUGAAGAUUACAUAUCAUUUCUGCAUGCUAGAUGUAUUCAACUGCCACCAAAUCAUAGCUCACCAAAAAAAAAAAAAGUAAUAAUAAUAUUUUAAAAAAAUUGAAUGCAUCUACAGGUCCAAUGCACUUGAAGCUUUAAAAACAUAUAAACUACAACAUAAUGACCUCAUAUACGGCAUCACUGUAGACUUGUCCAGUAACCAGGGUUUGUGGGCUCGGCCAAAUAUUUUCCUGGGCUGUGGCCUCCAGUCCUGGUCAUUCAGGUUCGUCCCUGAGUACAGGUGUUGGCCACAGCUUCCCAAGUCCAUUGCAUGCAAAAUGACGAUUGCUCUGCUACAAGAAAACAACAGCAGACAAUUAGGCCCGCAUCCCUGGUGUCACACAGAGCAUCACAGUGAUGGUUUUAUCUCCCUUGUAAUCUCAUCCAGCCAAUUGCCAGCAUUUCACACUGUGCCCUAAUGAUUCCUUUGGACCUGGAUAAUCAUCUCCAUGUUCUUGCUAAUCUCUUAUCGAGCUCGCUAGCUAACUGUUGGAGCACGUCCUCGACCUGUUUCAUAUCAACCUUUAAAACGCUGUUGCCUCUCCCUGAAUGUACUUGCUUUGUGCUCCACUUCUCCUGUCUGUUGGCUAGUAGGAUGCAGCCUCGGUAGCUGCUGCUCUUCCUCUCUUUACCUCCUGGCCUUACUGUAGCUGUUGAUAGUACACAGGCUGGGUUUGAUUUCAUUUCUUUAACCAAUUUGGGCUCUGCUAAGUAAGACACUCAAUAAGGUGCUCCUGAAUGAUGGUGAAAGAGGCCGCGUGGUGCUAUGAAACAAGAAAUCUGAUUUUUUUUUUUUUUUUUUCCUUUACACAUAUUAGUUUGCAAACAGUUUGUGUAGGCGUUUAAUCUUCCAUGCUUUUUUGCACAGCUGGCCAUCUAUUCCAUAGUUAAAAGUGUUAAAUGCUAUAUCAGUCAGUUAAGCUUUUUUUGUGUAAGGUAGUUUUUAUGUAGUGUGUUGUCAGUUUGUUGCUAGAAAAUCUUGAGUGUUAGUGCCAGCUGCCUUGGCCUUAACUGUUUGUGUAGUUACCGGGAGACAUAGUGAAAUCCAAACUAGCAUUUGGUGUGUUUGCAUUUUUAUUUAAAUUUUUGAUUUGCACAAUUUUACUUGACCAUUUAAGCAGGAAUGAGUACCAUAGGGUUCUGCCUUAUGGCUUGCGUCGUGAAACAAACAGCAAUGUAUGAAGCCUAAGUUUAAAAGUGUAUUAUUGACUGACUUUUGCACUCCAGGUGAUCAGGCAACACAAUUCACUUCAAACCUUGUUCUGUUCUGUGUAACUCUGGGGGAGUACUGGUGAGGAUUGGUGGCAGAGGAUAGAAAUUCUCAAAGAGCAGCUGAAGAGGGAGACUGCUAUGUUUCUUUGUGUUCGCUUUUUUCUUGUGUUUGUUUUUUGUUUUGUUUGUUAUGUUUGUUUUUCAUUUUGAAAUGACAAUCAGUCUACUAAGGGCUUUUUAUUUGUAAGGAAACACUUUUAUGGGGACUUGUGCAAAUAUCUUGACAUCCAAACAAGUUUCCUUUUAAAAACCGGCAUAUGCAUGCUGUCAUGGCCAGAGUGUGCACUUGCUUGGUAUGUGUGCUUACUGUUUUUUGGGGGGGAGGAAAAUAAUUAUGUUGUGCUUCCCAGUCACUUUAGCAAAAUUUACAGUGUAAAAAUCCCUUUCAGAUUGUAACUUCAGAACUAUUAGUUGCUGCUCUUUAAAUAAUUCCACAAUACCUACAAUUGUUCUCUUUUAAUAGAAUAUAGAAAACUUACCACAAAUGUUCCUGGGGUAUUGGUAGUUACAUAUAUCUAUCUAUAUACAUAUAUACAUAUAUAUAUUAACAUACUUUUAUGCAUCAAAUUCAAAGUUCAUUGCAGACUGAGAUUUUAUUGUCAGGUCUAUGGUGCAUUAAAAUAGGGAUAAGAAGGUAUCAUAUUUAAAAAAAAAAAAUGGAAAAGGAAAAAAGAACAAAAAAAGGAAAGUUGGAAAAAAAAGCAAAUGCUAAUCUUGCACCCUGAUGUGGCCAGUACUGGUGUUCCACAAGGUAUUUCAUUUUAAAGCCUUUAAGAAAAAAAAGUCAAUAUCCUUUACUAUAUGCAGGAAUAGCAAAUGCCAAAACCAGUGUAGUUGCUAUUUCUCAUAUUUGUACUAGUAUGCUGAAAGAAAUGAUUGUAUUAAGCUACCUGAACUUUUUGUGGCAUUUUACAUAGGCCUUUUUCUAUGAUGUCAGACAAGGGUGUUGCUGGUGCGGAGAUAUCACAUCAACAAAUAAGCCAUUUAAUAAUAAUCUAAUUCAGCUGAAUAGGAGAAGGGAUUUUUAUUUGAAAUUGUACAUUUUGUUCAAACUAAAGAGUGGGAAAGUGAGCAAGAGAGAACCACAUCCUGCUCUAACACCCGCAAAACUUUUUUUUUGUUUUGUUUGUUUGGGUUUUUUUUUUUUUUUUUUUUUUUUAGAUUCUCAAAAUUGGACUACCAUACUACAUUUAUUUUGGAUAUUGGGGAUGAGUGCAAGUGAUAUAUUGCCACAGAUUGGCUGGCCUGAGUGCGGGGACUCGCUCCCCAUGUGAACCAUCUUGUCUUGUCAAGAGCUGUACGAAGUACUGACAGCCCAAACCCUCCUCCCGCCCCCUGGCCAGACUUUCAGUCCUGUGAGAGGGUUUGAGAGUUGGGCCCGUGAUGGAGGAAACAGGCUUGCUUAGACAACAAAAACAAAAACAAAACAAAAGCCUGGCUUUUGGUUUUGAAGGCCCUCCUCCCACCCCAACCCCAUUCCCCCUGUCAAGCGUUGGCUCAUUGUAUAAGACAUGGCUCAGUCCAGACCCAAAGCACUUAUCGAAUGAAUACGCACUUUUGUAUAUUUAAAAUAUCUAUAUGUAUGUGUGUAUUUAUGUAUACAUGUUACCUAUGUAGAUAUUAACAUUAGGGGUUACAGUUGUUUUACUUCAGCAAAAGAGGUGAAAGGGUGUCUCACUGUUCACUAGUGAGCAGGUGUGCUGUGUGUGUGUUUGUUUGUGUGUGUGUGUGUGUGUUUGUGUCUACGUAUGAGCAGCGGUAUAUGAGGAGGGAUGGUUUCUCUUGUCGGGAUCACUAUUUGGUAGCAGUGAAAGAAAAGCUUGCACCUGUAUGUGCACACAUGUGUAGCACAAAGUCCAUUUCAAACAGAAAAAAAACUAUUUGCACUGCCUUUAUUCAACCAGUUGCCAAAAAGAGCAAGGAUGUAAAAAAAAUAAAAUUGAGGACAAAAACUGACAUUUGAUGAAGAACACAAACUAUGUAUAGCUAUACGUAGAUAUACAGACAUCUCUGCUGAGCCAUAGUACAGUAAUUUGCUGACUAAAAGUGAAUGUAAGGUCUAAAUUUUGAGGAGAUAAGAGUCGUGAAGCUGACAUUUCUGCACUGUCUCUAGACAAAAUGACAAAAAGUAAUAGAUUAAUUAAUGCAAGUCUGACACCCUUUUUGGGAGCUGUUCAUUUUUUCCCACCACUGCCUCCAUCUGCAGAACAAAUGGAUACGGUUUGAAACACAGUCUAAUCAUUUGAGCCAGUGUUUGGAUAUUAUUUUUGGCAGAGAAGCGGGUUAUAGGUUUAGCCAGUGCAUAUGCCUUAUGUUCUCAGCACAAAUUCCACACCAAUGUAAUCUAUAGCACUGCUCGUGUGGUCCUGUCUUCAGGGCCCCUCCAUUCAGCACUGUCCUGUGAAGCAACCUAACUCAAGUGGUUGUUCAUUCAAAAUGGCAGCCAUAAUCUCUACUGCGAUUGCCUUACAGUUACCUCCUAAUGUUCUUCCUGUGUUGUGAUGCACAAGCCUACAUCGACUCUUGUACUUGUUUGGAAUGUGUACAUCUUUCUUUCAUAUUGAUAGCAUAUCAAAAAGCAUUCAACCUUAAUGACGCCCCAUGCUGUUACCUAGACCCGUAAGUGCCGUAGCAAUAUCCGUCUCUCUUGUUUGUCCUUGAUGGUUAUUUGAGAGAGCAACUGGGCCGUUGGGCAUCCUUUCUCCAGUGGAGGUCAGCACAAAAGAAGGGGAAAGGGAUUCAAAGAGUGAUUCUCACCUUUUCAUUUGCCUUUGUCUCAUCAAAGGCCAUCUCUGUUUUUUUUCCAGAGUGCUUGAUUCCCAAAGUCCUUAUCACAAGUGAAACUCUUUACUAGUGCUGUUCUCCUAAGACCAUCGCUAAGAUGCAAAUAACUAGUCUCGUUUUGUUCUCACUGAAAGGGAAAUAGCGCAAGUUGUAUCCGUUAGACAGCUAGGAUUCAUGAAAAAAAACCCAGUUCAUUACACUCCUCAAGGUGGUGAAAUGAAAUAUUUCCUCACAAAAAUAAGAUCCUUAACUGGCUCAAAUGUUGGGUAAGACUAUGUUUCCCAGAAUGAUUGAGUAUCCUAGAAGAAAGAUUGAAGGGGUUGUUUUGCCUCUGCUCAUCUGUAUAGCAUCAAACCCAUAGCGAAUGUGCAUUUUGUCAGACAGAUCUCUGUUGUUGUAAGAUAUGUUUUGAGUUUUUGAAAAGCAAUAUUGCAGUCGGCCAGUUUGAGAAGAAGGGAGGAGAGAUAGACUUGCACAAACUUGUGGAGAUGGUAGCAGUGGACAGACUCAGACAUACAAAACAUCGGAGCACCAGUGGGAUAAAUAAAUCACACACACAAGCAUUGAAGAAAAUGGGCAUGACUAGUGAUUUUGUACAUUUGUGAGUUUUGUUUUCAUUUGUUGUUUCUUCAGGGUACUGAAAUACUAGUUGUGGACUUGGCUCUUCAUCUGAACUCGUACAGGAAGUCCAUCUGUAUUUUGACAGGAGUGGUGAUUCACUUCUCAUGUAGCGCCUCAUGAGUUUUGUUGGUGAGCAAUCACAGCUCUCUUUGUGAGAAUGAUAGUAUUUGUUUUUUUGUAAAAUAUAUGUUGGUGAUUAUUUGAGAAGGUUUGUAGGAAAGCUGGAUUUUUUUUUUUUUUUUUUUUUUUUUAAAGUUAGUUUAUAUUAUAGUCAUCAUAGCUGUCGUGUCACAUUAACUACAGUGAUACUGUCCACAGCACGGUCUACUGGGAAAUCUCCCACUUACCUCCGGUGUUGGUAGAAGUUGCUCCUGAUAAGUGCUGACUGUGGACCUGUUCUAUUCUACUGCUCAGACUGCGAUAGAGGGGAGAGAGGCUGGUCCCAGGUCAGCAUCUGUGCAGCAACAUCUCCCCUGAGCCUUACCUCCAAGGACACCAGUGUCCCUCUUUACUUGAAGCAUCGGUGAAAGGCAAUAGAGAAUCUUUUAUGUUUUCACCUUCCCCCCUGCCCCCCAUAGAAAGCAUGCCUUAAACUUAAGGGUACACCACGUGAAUUCCCUCAACGUAAAAGUGGAGAAAAAAAAAACGUCUUUGUUACCUUACUGGUGAUAAUUGGUGUACAGGUUUUCAUAUCAAUAGUGGCUGCAGUUAUAGAAGAUAACCUUGUUUAAUAUAUAACAAAGUCUAUGUUGAUAUUGUAAAAACAAUAAUGCAUCUAUGUAAGAAAAAAAAAAGUGUUUUUCAAGUUUUUGUCAACCCUCAGAUUCUAAAUGGGCAUAGCAGGGACUCCGCUAACCCCAGGACUCUGAUAGCUGUACAUCUUGUCAUUUUAAAUGUACCGACCCAUGUGAAUGAGCUGUCUGUGACAAAUCCAUCUGAAGAUCCUACCCUUUGCAUGCACCUCCCCUCCUCCUUCCUUAGCAGCUCUAGACAAAUGGAAAGUAGACUGAUGUCUGUCACUAGCCUGAGGUUGCCUCCAUAGUACUGUGCCCUCUGGCCUCAUGGUUAUAUAUCGCAGUUGUGUCAUGGAAGUAAUAUUAGUGACCUUCUCUCAUUUGAUAACUCAUGUCCUCUGAUAAUGUUUAAGGCUAUUCUCAGUGAUUAGAGAUCACUACUCUGUGGUACCUCUCUGGGUUUUUAGGAUGCGAAGUGGAGAUUGAGAGAAGAAGCCAUUCAAGGUGGUGUGGUUAGCGUCCUUAAGACCUGAGAGAUGUUUGUCCGUGUGCCACAGUAUCCUUUGGAGUCUUAGAGAGGAUUUCAGCCCAGUUGAACAUCCAAUGCCUUUCACCCAAUCUACCCACAGUUCAUUGUUGUGUUUGGUCAGAGCACUUUCCAACUGAGGUUUCUUUGACACCAGUGGGGACCUCUGAACGCUUGUGAUCUUUCUGUGGUCUUCUGUACUUGGAAGGGACAGUUGCUGCAUAUUCAGGGCUGAAGGUGUCAAAAUAAUUUCUCUCAGAUGGACCCAACUGGACGCUGAGGUCAUGUAUGGCAACUUAUGCAAAUACCCAUGUUUUAUGGAAUUCAUGUUAUGCAUGAUGGAGUUAUGGGGUGAGAGCAUUGCUGUGCAGUUGGAAUGUUAAAACCUGUAUGACCUAUUUUAAAUGAUUUGCCUAGUUUUUGCAACUUCUUUUUAGAUUCAUUUCAAACCAUAGACUCUACUGAGCAUUCUUGCCCCAUAGAAAUGUGGUGUUCUCAGUUGUAACCACACUGAGAUGAGUUAGACGCCAUUGAAUUGUAGAAGAGGUUAUGGCAUGGUGGCAUUACUCACCAAGAAUAUUGAUUAUGCAUUAGAGUUUAGAAAUUUGCUGGUGAUUUUGUUCAUUUCUACAGGUAAUUGUAGUGUCUUAGUUCAUGAGAGAUGGUCACAUAAUUUCUGAAGAGCUACUAAAUUGAAUCAAAAUAUUUAGUCAUUUAUUUAGUCUCUGUAAAUGGUCUUCCAUUCAAGCCAAUCUGAAGCCUUACGAAUUACCGCUGAGUAGUCCCGUUUCACAGGGUCCGUAAUGGGUCCAUCCACCUGUAGCAUUAGGCUUUCGCAAAUUCCAUUAAUCCCAAGGAACUGGAAGCCAUUUUGUUUACCUGCUAGUUAAUUUUGUGUCGCCACAGCAAUGUCUGUGGACAUGAUUGUCAAAGCUGUGUACAGAGUUUGUGUUGACAGAUUUUUCAAAGCACAAGUCCAAAGAGGAAGUUCUUGACACCAAGUCCCCAAAUUCUGUUAUGCCAGUUGUGUUCACAGUGACCUUCUAUGAUGACAUGCCAGCCCUCCUGGCUUGAAUAUGGACUGGUUUUCAAGGUGAUUUCCAAUUGGGUAAACAACCUUGUGUGGAGACAGAAGUUCAUCCAUGGCCAAAUAAUCAGUAGUUCAUUCAGUUAAGCAAUAUUUCCAUUUGUGAGUGCACCUUGACUCGUUCAAAGCACAAAUAUAUAUUUAAAAAAAGAAAGAAAGAAAGAAAGCUGUGUGCUGUAAUUAAGAUUGCCCCUAAGAUCGUGCACAGCUUUGGAAACAUAUCCUAUUACAACUAAAGAACUGGCAACAUUACAGUAUCCCAAAAUCAAAAACAAUGACUAAUUUCGAAUGUAGUAAGUAGCAUAAAGAAAAGAUAUUUUGUUUCAACUCACCAAUAAAGAAACAUUAUGCAUUCUACUGGAAGGGUGUUAUAGAUUUUAUUGAUUUAUCAAGAGUAGCUCUCCUAGGUGUGGAUUGUUGCAUGUUAGUGGAAUGGCAUGUUUGUUUAAUUUAACGCAGGGUUUAUCUGGAUUAAAUCUGAUCUUAACCAGAAAUUUGACUGAUUAACUGUGACUAGCGAAGGGAGUUUAACAUUGUUUUUAAGACAUUUUUUGCAGCCUGCUACUUCCCUUAAACCUGGAAACUAAACUUGAAUUAACAGCAAAGUAAAGUGAAUUAUGAUAAUCACAAGUGGGAGAUGUUUGAUGCAGUUGGCAUAGCUUCAUAUGUUUGCGGAUGUGUCUGGACUUCGAUGUGUUGGUAUUGAAUCUGCUAGAGAAGUCUUGCAGUGGAAUACCAUAAUGCAGGAUGAAGGGAAACCACCUUGCAAUCACUACCUUAUGGUACUAGAACAUCCGUAUCUAUGUGCUAUGUGAGUUUGUGUGUGUGUGAGCGUGAAUGAGUUGAUGUACUCAAGCAUUUCCCAUUUGAAGAUUGAGGAUGUGUUGCUCCUCACUGCGUGGCGCUGAAUAUUUUGUAAAGAAAUUUGUAUUUUUCCAUGUCUUGGCAUACUUUACACUCGACUAGUUUACACAACCAGAAGCCCAAGGAUUCUGCUCUCCAAUUAGUCAAUCCUUAAAAAAAAAAAAAUACAUUCCCUUCUAGUGAUGGUAAGAUCAUGGUACUUCUAGUCUUUAAAAGUGUGUGGGCUUUUUGUAUUUAGUUUGAUAGACUGUUUUGAUGUCUAAGAUGUUUGUGAACUUUAACCCUUUGAAGAGGAUAUCUCAACACUGUUUUGAGUGAACGCUUGAAUUCUUUUCCAAAAUCUGUAUCUGGAAUAUAAGGCUGUUGGUUGCCUUAAAUACCCAUUCUCAAAAGUCCUCUAAAAAGAGCCGUGGAAAGUGAGCUUUAGAGCUCUCCCACCGGCCUCCCCUAUCCCUCUUCUCUGCGGUCUGUGGAGACCUGGGAGAGCUGAACUGGUUAGCGUUAGCCUACAGGGCACACCUGAAGCCUGGCAGUAACUCUGCCCUAUUCCCCACCCACACUGGCGUUCCACUACUGCCACCUGAUAGAGAGUGAGUGUGUGUGCGUGUAUGCAUGUGUGUGGUUGGUGUCAGAGAAAGCAGGUGUUUAUUAAGGCUUAGAGGACAAAAGCAGCGAUGUAGUAGAUCCAAUAUGAAACCCUAAUUACCUCAAAAUGUCAGUGACAGAAAUGAAUACAGAAUUGACCACAUUUUUCAUCUUCAAGUGGAUUUACACUUCAUUUGUAAUACACAAAUUCAUGCUAUUUUGGGGAAAUUGUUGAAAAAAAAGUUAUUAGUAUUACAAAUACUGAGUAUCGUUUUUCUGUUGUGCCUACCUCCAUUAUGUACAGGUCAUCUUUGUCUGCUAAGCGCAUAGCCACCUAUUUCUGUAGGUUAAAAGAAAGAAAAAAAAGAUGGAAAAAUAUUUGUUUUUUCUAUCUUCACAAAAAAAUUGAGUGAUUGUGUCUGUCAUAUUCAAGUGUUGAGGAUUAUAGUUGUAACCAACGACAGGAAUGUCUAAGCCAAGCUGUCGGUAGACCAACAAAAUCUCCUGGGUCCUAGCGCAGCAGUUUCUUUGAAUUUUUAUUGAGAACAGAUCCGCUUCAAUGAGCCCCUCUCAAAAGCACCCUUUACUCAGUGAGCAGACGUCACCUUUUUCCACAUCCUGACAGUGUGUUUGUGUAUGUUGUGUGUUUGUGUGCAUCAAGCCAUAUGUUAUACCACGUUUACAGCUGUCGUGUUGAUAGGAAAAUAUUCUCGACUGUGUGGAGAUGGUGUGUCCAUGUGUCUGCGUCUUAAAACUAAUGUAACUCCAAAAGCAACAAACCGACAGAAGCUCUGGUUCAAUUCAGGCUGAGUUAGGGUGCAUGCUGCGCUCCGUCUGAAGGAAACACAUUUAUCGUAUCCAGCCUUAAAUCGCCAGAUGCAUCCCACCACAGAGGUCAGCUGUUAGGCAGGGCUCCCACUACACCAGAGGACCUCUACAGACCCCUCCCCAUUCCCCGCCCCCCCCUCCCCUCCCAAGUCUCAGCCCACCUAAAAGAAAUGGGAAAAGAGAAAAGCCGUACAUGAUUUUCUGUGACAAUGCAAUCUCUGAAAGCACUUUGCCUUGUUAAAAUCCUAACGUGUGCUAGUGAAUGGUUAUAUGUUGCAAAAUGUUACAUUUGUGUUUUUAAAGAGAAAAAAAAAUCUAAGAGGAACUAUAAUUUGAUGAAUUAAGACAUUUAAAAAUUAUUCAAAUUUGCAUUGACCUCCAAGUACAGGACAAGUGAAACUUCAUUAACUAAGGCAUUCAAAUCUGAUCGAUUUUUUUACAAUGUAUGCUGCAGCCAUUGAGUCUUGUUAUUCAGUAUUGUGGCUUAGAAUUGGUUAUGUUUAAAUAAAGUGCUAUCGCUUAAUAUCUA
Messenger RNA from Sardina pilchardus (European sardine), 15314 nucleotides. It is a transcript of the gene ankrd52a, whose product is annotated as ankyrin repeat domain 52a. The transcript has 28 exons. The record is from RefSeq and is a predicted model, not a curated record. Gene Ontology annotation, molecular function: protein binding. Gene Ontology annotation, cellular component: cytoplasm; nucleus. The coding region runs from base 126 to 3404 and encodes 1092 amino acids. NCBI's taxonomy places the organism in Eukaryota, Metazoa, Chordata, Actinopteri, Clupeiformes, Clupeidae.